CACGACGACAUAAAGCUGACAUGAAUACAACUAUGUCACCAACUUCUAUAAAACCUUCUCUAAAACUCUCCCCUUUUUCCACCGCCGCCCCCCCGCCCGCCGCCAUCGCGACACACUCUCUCUGCCUAAGCAUUAAAACCCACGCAUAAACAUCUUUUCAUUCACAUAACUGGCAAGUUUCUUUCUUUCUUUUUGUAUUUUUUUUUCCUUCCAUUUCUUUGCGUUCUUUAACUACAUGAACGUGUAAUGGGCAACCUAUGCACUUGUUUCUCUCCCAAAACUCCUGUAAAAAACAAGAAACCCACAAAACGUUUACAGGGUAACCCGCAAACCGCACCCAAUUCAAGCAACAGGUGGACCCGGAUCCGAUCAACCCGUAAAGACAACCAUGAUGAAUUGAUUCACGAACAUGCUUUAGCUGCAGCAAUUCUGUUUAGGCAGCACCAGCAACAAAACGGUUCCGCUUCCGGGUCAUUUCCUUUUGAUCGCUCCGUUUCUUUAAGACACCCGAACGGUUCUGGGUCAAAGAAGAGCCAGUUGCCUCGGAGCUCUAGUUCUCGAGCCCGGUCACUUACUGACCCGUUAUUGCAGCCUCAUCAGCUUGUUAACCAGGAUAUUAAGCUUGAUGAUCUUGAGACCAACCACUUUGUCCUUGUCCAUGGAGGUGGCUUUGGUGCCUGGUGUUGGUAUAAAACUAUAGCACUUCUAGAAGAGGGUGGUUUCAAAGUUACUGCCGUGGACUUAACUGGUUCUGGCAUUCAUUCUUUUGAUACAAAUGGCAUCACCAGUCUUUCUCAAUAUGUGAAGCCUCUUACUGAUUUUCUUGACAAGCUGGUUGAUGGGGAGAAGACAAUAUUGGUGGGCCAUGACUUUGGUGGUGCUUGUAUAUCAUAUGCAAUGGAGUUGUUUCCUCAUAAAGUUUCAAAGGCUAUUUUUGUUGCUGCGGCAAUGUUGACUAAUGGACAAAGUACUCUUGAUAUGUUCUCCCAGAAGGCAGGUUCGAGUGAUUUAAUGCAGCAGGCACAAAUAUUUGUGUAUGCAAAUGGGAAUAAUAAUCCUCCAACUGCCAUUAAUCUGGACAAGUCAAUAUUGAGAGAUUUGUUGUUCAAUCAAAGUCCUGGCAAGGAUGUAGCAUUGGCAUCUGUUUCAAUUAGACCAAUUCCCUUUCCACCGGUUUUGGAGAAGCUGAGUCUUUCUGACUUGAAGUAUGGAACUGUGAGGAGGUUUUAUAUAGAGACUCCUGAAGAUAAUGCCAUACCUAUCACAUUACAGGAAAGCAUGAUAAACUCAAGUCCCCCAGAAAAAGUAUUUCGUUUAAAAGGUGCUGAUCACUCGCCUUUUUUCUCUAAGCCACAAGCCCUGCACAAGUUAUUGGUAGAGAUAUCGAAGAUCCCAUCAACUUGAAAGUUUUUGGUUAUUAUUUAACACCCUCUCUGAAAAUCCUCUUACAUAGAGCUUCAUGUAGUACAGGAUUGCUACUCUCAUCGGUCUUCUCUGCCACCGAUUAGAAGAAAGGAUUCUGGGUGGUUAUGUACAUGCAAAUAGCAUUAGAUAUUGUCAUCUAUUUGCACAAAAUUUCUAGCAUCUUCUGCCACUUUUCUUUUCUUUUUCUUUUUCUUCUUUUUUCUUUUUUUUUUUUUUUUUUUUUUUUGGGGGGGGGGGGGGGAGGGGUGUUACAGAAAUGAUGUACUUUGCUCUCGUCCGUCAUUAGACUUGCUAAAUUGCUUAUGUUAACACCUUCAGACAAGUAGCUUGGGUUUGUUCAUAAUCUCACUAGACGGGUAGCUUGAGUUAAAGCUUGUUUGGAAAAGGAGAAUACAAGAGAAUUGGGUGAAAAAUCCAAGAUAGAAUGGUGAGUGAUGGCAGCAUACGUAUUAAUGGAAAAGAGCAAUUUAUAAUGGGAUCAAAAUUUAACAGGUCUGCUGAUGUCAAUCUGAGGGCCUGAAACAUUGUUUUUAAAAGAACAUGGUGCAAAUGAUUUGGGGAAAAUGGAGGGUAAUAAUUCUGAUUCACUUGCUGUCUAUUAUAUGUCUCUCCUUUUUAUAGAGACAAAGUUCUGUUCUUACAUCGCUUUCAUAUUCGGCAACGAAACUAUUGUUUAUAUGUAUAGUCUUUCUCUCUCCUUCUACCAUUAAUAUCAAUAAAAAGCAAACUUGUGGCCCA
Molecule: messenger RNA, 2163 nt
Organism: Populus trichocarpa (black cottonwood)
Lineage: Eukaryota; Viridiplantae; Streptophyta; Magnoliopsida; Malpighiales; Salicaceae
Product: putative methylesterase 11, chloroplastic
Exons: 5
Coding region: 247-1404 (385 amino acids)
Molecular function (GO): methyl indole-3-acetate esterase activity; methyl jasmonate esterase activity
Source: RefSeq, a predicted model, not a curated record